Molecule: messenger RNA, 1701 nt
Organism: Ostreococcus lucimarinus CCE9901
Lineage: Eukaryota; Viridiplantae; Chlorophyta; Mamiellophyceae; Mamiellales; Bathycoccaceae
Exons: 1
Coding region: 1-1656 (551 amino acids)
Biological process (GO): carotene catabolic process
Molecular function (GO): carotenoid dioxygenase activity
Source: RefSeq, a predicted model, not a curated record
AUGGGUUGGGUGACCGAGGUGGAGGGCGAGAUCCCGAAGGAGAUGGUCGGGACGCUGCUGCGCAACGGGCCGGCGAUGUACGAGAGAGAUGGGUUCGUGAAGAGUUAUCUCGAUGGGGACGGUAUGGUGACGUCGAUCGCGAUCAAGGAUGGGAAGGCGUACUUUCGGAACAAGUUCGUGCGCACGGAGCACUUCGAUAAGGAGGAGGAACUCGGGAAGUAUACCGAACCGAGCAUCUUCACCGCGAGCGAUCCGAGAAAGCCUGCGUUCUUUUAUAGAUUGUUUAACGAUAUUUUGGGGGGGGAUCUCUCGCGUAAGCAAAACGGGGCGUACAACGUGUUGAACUGGGGCGAUUCGCUCGUCGCCGUGGAUUACAAAAAACCGUACGCGUUGAACCCGGAUACUUUGGAAACUAUCGGUCACGGUGCGUGCGAUUUGUCUUCCGUCAUGCACACGUCUCACUACCGCACUGUCACCGAGCCCGAUGGUAGCCGUCGUUGCGUGGCGUUCUUGAAUGAAGUCGACUGGCGCGCCAACGCUGGCGUCGGGACUACGAAAGCCGUCUUCUAUGAGUUUGACGAACAAGGCAAGGAAGUGUCUCGUCGUGCGUACGACUACCCGGCUUCAUACGUGCACGAUUUGGUCGUCACCGAAAACUACUACAUCUUGUUCGAUUGCCCGAUCAAGAUAGAUUUCCCGGCCGUCUUCACAAAGUACAUCUUUGAAAGAUCGUGCUUGUCCGAGCUCAUCUGCGAAGACACCGAACGACGCCCAUUAUUCCGUAUUUUCCCGCGCCGUGGUGAUUCGAGAGAAGUUCAAACCGCUCCGGCCGAUUAUUGGUGCUACGCCUACCACCAUGUGAACGGUUUUGAAGAUAAGGAUGGCAACGUCGUCUUCGACACGUGUACUUGGGAUAAGUUCACGUUGUACUUUACCGAUAUUUGCAACCCGAACGGUAAGGACAACUACCCGCGUAUGAAGUUGAGCCGAUUCUUGAUUGAUAUGAAGAAGCUCGAAGCCAAGCACACUGAGUUAAGCGACGUUCCGUGCGAGCUCCCGAUUACUAGCUGGGACUACACUGGGGCGCCGUAUGAGCACAUGUACCUCAGCACCUCCGUCGGUCGAACCGCAGAAGGUGUCAACGGCCCGAUGCAGGCGCUCACCAAGGCGUCGCUCAAAUCUGAUGGUGAUAAGCUCUACUACGAGGAACAGUGGGUGCCGGGUGACAGAAAGUUCGCCAUGGAGCCCUUCUUCGUGCCACGGCCUGGAGGCACGGCGGAGGACGAUGGUUGGGUCGUCGCGCUCGUCCACGAUGCUGCGUACGAUAAGAGUACGUUCGGUGGUCGUGGUACCGAGAUGGUGAUCAUUGAUGCUCAAAAGUUCUCCGAAGGUCCGGUCGCGCGACUUCGCUUGCCCACGUACGUGCCGUUCGGCGUGCACGGUUCGUGGAGCCCGAAGUACGUCGCGGGUCCGCCCAAGGAAGACGAGCUUGCGAGAUUAGCUGAGAUGCGCGCGAGAAACGACGGCAAGGCCAUCAGUCUCGGCGCGAGUGCGGCAGAACCGGUGAUUCACAACACGCCGACGCCGCAGGCGAUCGGUCUGACCGUCGCCGGUAUCGCCCUCGGCAUCACCGCGUUCAGCACGAUUCUUCAAUAAGUCGAUUCGUGUCGACAAGCAAAAACUUAUUACUCGUCGUACCUU